Messenger RNA from Elgaria multicarinata webbii, 1629 nucleotides. RefSeq names its product SPRY domain containing 7 (gene SPRYD7). Gene Ontology annotation, molecular function: protein binding. Lineage: Eukaryota; Metazoa; Chordata; Lepidosauria; Squamata; Anguidae. The transcript is spliced from 6 exons. The record is from RefSeq and is a predicted model, not a curated record. The coding region runs from base 40 to 645 and encodes 201 amino acids.
CGCCCCGUGAGGCAAGAGACGAAGACGGCUGAGCCAGCCAUGGCGGCCGCCUCCGCCUCGGCGUGGUGCUGCCUCCGGUGGGCCUGCUGCGGAGAGGGCGGGGCCGGUCACAUCCCCCUCAAGGAGAUGCCCUCGGUGCUGCUGGAUACGCAGCGGAUGGGAACGGAUGUUGUGAUUGUUAAAAAUGGACGGCGAGUAUGUGGCACGGGAGGCUGCCUAGCCAAUGCCCCUUUGCAUCAGAAUAAGAGCUAUUUUGAAUUUAAAAUCCAGUCUACAGGAAUCUGGGGUAUUGGAGUUGCAACUCAGAAAGUCAACUUGAAUCACAUUCCUCUUGGGCGUGAUACAAAUAGUCUAGUAUUGAGAAAUGAUGGAGCUCUUUACUACAAUAAUGACGAGAAGAACAGAUUGCCAGCAAACAAUCUUCCACAGGAGGGUGAUGUCGUGGGGAUUACAUAUGACCACGUAGAACUAAAUGUUUAUUUAAAUGGAAAGAAUAUGCACUGUCCUGCCUCAGGAAUUAGAGGAACUGUCUUCCCUGUGGUAUAUGUUGAUGACAGCGCCAUUUUGGAUUGUCAGUUCAGUGAAUUUUAUCAUAUGCCUCCAGCAGGGUUUGAAAAGAUACUCUUUGAACAACAGAUUUUCUGAAUAUUUCCACUGAGAAUUUAUUCUCUAGCACUUUUUACCUGUUCUCUCAAAGAUUCACAUUAUUCCCAGAACACAAAUCUGUAUUUAGUAAAAUAUGUUUAACUGUUUGGAAAAAGAACACAUUACCAGAGAGUAUAUUGCAAGUGUUAGGUUUGACUAUUGUUUUGUGUUGUGAACAAUGUUUCUAUUUGAUGUAAAGGAAUUCAGCUGACAGUAUUCAGUGAACUUUGACUUCAGUGAUACUGUACAAUGCACUAGUUGCAUACAUUUUCAUAUAUUUCCACAAAACUGUAUGGUCUGAUGGUAGUUUCAACAUUUCUACUCUUAUGUACAUGCAUUGUCAAAGAAACCAGUCCAAGGUUCUCUGGAUUACAAAUGUUCUGUAUACAGCAAUUCACAACUACAAUAUUGGCAGCUGUUAUUUCUUUUCUUUUUUAAUGACUCAGAUUCCUAUUAUUGUUUACUUCUGAGGGCUCUUGCAUUAAAAUUAGGACAAGUUGCUCACUGUAAAAAAAGCCAAGCCAUGCCUACCUGAAUCAUAGAAUAGUAGAGUUGGAAGGGGCCUAAAAGGCCAUCGAGUCCAACUCCCUGCUCAAUGCAGGAAUCCACCCUACAGCAUACUUGACAGAUGGUUGCCUCUUGAAGAUCAGCUUACUAUGUUGAUAAAACAAACAACAGAAGUGACUAAGUUGUUGGUUGUUAAGCUAAUACUUUCUUUUUGAACUCUUAAUAAUAUCUUAGAGGGAUCUUUUAUUUGCAUGUUUUUUCCAGGGAAAAAAAAUCUAGAGGCUGCUCUUCUCUCUCCUAUUUUUGUGGAUGUUUAAAUGGCCUUUCUUGUGCACUAAGGAUAUCAUAACAUAGGUUUUAUAAAGGUAGCUUUACUGUGCUUCCAGAAAUCUGAAAUAUGCUCUACAUUAAAGAACAAGUUCUUACCUCUGAGAAUAUUAUAUUGUACAAUAUAAAAGUUUUGUAGUUCAAAUGUAA